GAGGAGGCAGAGUUAGCCAGCCAGUUCGCUGCACUAAAAAGGAGAACCCUAACCCUAACCCGAGGCUGGGGACAUUCGAAGUGAUGAACAUGGGAGCAAACUUGUUUUACCCUCUCAAAACAGCAUUGUUGAUGAAACUUCCCAGGCUACAUCAGUAGUAUGGAAAUGGUUUGGUUAUUGGAAAACUGACGCGGAGCAGAUCAAACCAGUCUGUAAAGUAUGCAAACGGUCAGUGUUAACAAAGACAGGUAAUACAACCAACCUGUUUAAUCACCUGAAAAGAUACCACCCUUAUGAACAAAAAGAGAGCAUGAAACACCGUUCUGUCUCUACCUCAGCUAACGCUGCCUCCUCGUUUCCGUCUGACAGUGCGAGUGCUAACGUUAGCUUUGCUAGCACUAGCAGUGCUUCACAACACCAGCCGUCAACAGUGUCAUCGUUUGCUGCCAUCACACUUUAUGAUAAACAUUCAAAACGGGCGAAAAAUAUAACAAGCGCUGUUGCAUAUUGCAUAGCAAAAGACAUGAUGCCAAUAAACACUGUGGAAAAGGACGGGUUCAAAAAAAUUAAUCAAAGUGUUGGACAGCAGAUAUGAACUCCCUGGCAGAAAGUACUUCUCCCACACUGCACUGCCUCACCUAUAUGAUGCAUGUCGGGCAAAACUUGAACAUGAGCUCCAGAAUGUAACCUAUUUUGCUACAACUACAGACAUUUGGUCCAGUCGGACAUCUCAGCCCUAUUUAAGUCUCACUAUUCAUUACAUAGACGAUAUGUGGGCUUUAUAGAGCAGUUGUUUGCAAACACUAUAUUUCCCAGAGGAUCAUACUGGUGACAUAAUAAGCCAGGGGCUGGAAGAUGCUUUGGUGUCCUGGGGUCUUACAGAGGAUCGUCAGGUUUGCAUAACAACUGACAAUGCCGCAAACAUGGUCAAAGCCACCUCUUUAAAAGGUUGGACAAGACUGCAAUGCUUUGGGCACCGCCUGCAUCUUGCAGUUGAGGGAAGUCUGAAGGACAAACGAGUUGAAAGGACCAUGGGUGUGUGCAGAAAGGUUGUUGGUGCCUUUUCUUUUUCAUGGAAAAAGAAGAAAGAACUUGCUGCUGCUCAAGAGGAGUUUCAACUACCAAAACACAAAUUGAUCCACAGUAUGGCUCGGCGUGUUGCUGUAAUUGGAGGAGGAACCUCUGGCUUGACCUGCAUAAAGUGCUGUUUGGAUGAAGGUCUAGAGCCAGUGUGCUUUGAGAGCAGUGAUGACAUUGGAGGACUCUGGAGGUUUAAGGAGACCCCAGAGGCUGAACGCUCCAGCAUAUACCAGUCACUGGUUGUAAAUACCUCAAAAGGGAUGAUGUGCUUUAGUGAUUUCCCCAUGCCAGCACACUAUCCGAACUACAUGCACCACUCCAUGAUGCUGAAAUAUUUACAGCUGUAUGCCGAGCAUUUUGACCUGCUCAAGUACCUUCAUUUCCAGGUUAUCAUUAGUUAUUUCUUCGUUUCGAACUUCUCUGACACAGGUCAGUGGGAGGUGGUAACUGAGAACAGAGAUGGACAAAAAGGAACACAGGUGUUUGAUGCGGUACUUGUGUGUUCGGGGAGUUUCACACACCCUGUUACACCCCUCUCAGCAUUUCCUGGAAUAGACACAUUUCCUGGGAAGUGUUCUCACAGUUGGGAAUAUAAGGAUCCACAUUCAUUCCAUGGGAAGAAGGUAGUGGUUAUUGGCACUGGUGACUCGAGUGGAGACAUUGCUGUGGAGAUCAGCAGAGUGGCAGAGAAAACUUUUCUGAGCGUGCGUGAAGGAGCAUGGGUUGUGGGCCGCAUGUCUGCUGGUGGUCUGCCUUUGGACAUGAACAUAGUUACACAUCUGAACGCCCUUCUGCUGCAAGUGUUUCCUCCUGCUUUGCUCAACUGGGCAGUGGAGAGAUCUUACAAUCAGAAAUAUAACCACAGGCUGUAUGGACUGCAGCCCAGACACAGGAUACUCAGCCAGCGUCCCGUCAUUAAUGAUGACCUACCAGGACACAUCCUUCAAGGGGUUCUGCAGGUUACACCAAACGUGCGAGAGUUCAGAGGCUCGACUGUUGUAUUUGAUAACGAGGCAGUCGAAGAAGGGAUAGAUGCAGUUGUUUUCUGUACAGGAUACAAGGCAAGCUUCCCAUUCUUACUCCCCUCACAGAACAGCGACCCUGUGGGGAAAGUGAGCCUCUAUAAAAGAGUCUUCCCUCUAUCCCUAGAACGCCCCACACUUGCCUUUAUAGGAUUAAUCAACGCAAAAGGACCUCUAAUGCCUGUAAUGGAAAUGCAGGCACGAUGGGCCACUCGAGUCUUUGCAGGUAUUACAGAGCAGGAGAAAAAAGAUGCCAAUAUUCUUACAAAAUCAACUUAA
Hemibagrus wyckioides is the source of this 2381-nucleotide messenger RNA. RefSeq names its product flavin-containing monooxygenase 5-like. NCBI's taxonomy places the organism in Eukaryota, Metazoa, Chordata, Actinopteri, Siluriformes, Bagridae. Bases 924 to 2381 code for a protein of 485 amino acids. Gene Ontology annotation, molecular function: N,N-dimethylaniline monooxygenase activity; NADP binding; flavin adenine dinucleotide binding. The transcript has 8 exons. The record is from RefSeq and is a predicted model, not a curated record.